AUGUUCUCGACUCAACUUCCCGAUAGUUUCAACGUGGAACAAUAUCCAAUGCUUUUUGGGAUUAUGCGACUAUUUGUAGAGAAAAAUAAUGAUUCAUUAAUAUCUGAAUAUCAAAUAAAAUUAUUGCUCAAAGGUGAUACUUUAAUACGAACUCAAGAAAAAUCUAAUCGAGAAAAUAUACUCAAUGAAUUGGCUAUUUUCAAAGAAAAAUGUGAUGAAAAUGAACGAAUCUUAUCAUUUGAGUUUAUUACUAAAAUUGGUCUUUCUUCCGAUAUCAUACUUGAAAUUGCCAAAUAUCUCACAUUAAAUGAUGCAAUCAAUGUAUUUUCCACUAAUAUUCUUCUAUUACUUCGUCAAUAUGAAGCAAAAGUAGAGAUUUAUCAACCUGCCAAUGAAUUCAUUAAUAUGAUUCUUCGAAAACUCAAGCCUAAACAAAUUGUCUCUUUACGUCUUAAUACAAUUUGGUAUUGGACACAACCAGAAUUAGAGUCAUUAGUUAUUUCGACUAAUGUCAUCUCAUUAACUCUUCUCAAUUUUCAAGAAAUAAAUUCAAUUAACAAGUGCGAAACAUAUUUUCCUAAUUUGAUUCGUCUUUCUCUUUGGUAUGACAAUGAGGUGAGUGUUGGGUUUUUGAAUCGUAUCUUCGAAUAUCUUCGUCGUUCAAUCAAAAGAUUUGAAGUUCAUUGUCCAGCAUUAGUUUGUUCUCAUUAUUUUUCAAAUCAGUACAAUAUGACAUUCUCGAAAAACAUUGGAAUUGAACAUUUUCUUCUUGAUAUAAGUCACUUUCCAUUAUCUUCUAUGAACGAUUGCUUACAACAGAAUGAAUCAUGUUUUUUGAUGACAACAAUUGAUUUUAUUCAAGAUAUGUCUAAUAUUCGAGAUGUUCGAUUAAUUACUAAUAAAUAUAAUAUAAAUAAAUUAUUAGAUUUAAAUGAAUGGAGAAGAUUGGUAGAUAAUUGUUUUCUAUUGAAGAAAAUUACAUUGAAAAUUUUGGGAAAUAUUCUACAAGAUGAAGAAUUAGUGAAGAAAAUAACAAUACUUCAAGAAGGGUUGAGACAAGCAGUCGAAUUUCAAGUUAUAUCAAUGUGA
Rotaria sp. Silwood2 is the source of this 1089-nucleotide messenger RNA. Lineage: Eukaryota; Metazoa; Rotifera; Eurotatoria; Philodinida; Philodinidae. The record is from the annotation of a GenBank genome assembly.